GGUCCUGAUGUUUGCUGUCAAGAGCUGCUGGCAAAGAACAGAGUUGAGGACUGGCUGCACUUUCCUUUUUCACUGGGAUUGAAUGCAUUUAUGAAAAAUAAAAAUCAGAUAGUAAGAUAGAAUAUUGUAAUGCUGCAAUGGAUUCCUCAGUGGAAAACAACAUGUAUGUCAACAAAGUAUGGGUUCAAUGUGAGAAUGAAGGUUGUUUGAAAUGGAGAUUGUUGUCAAGUGAGGAUGCAGCCAAAGUUGAUCACAAUGAGCCAUGGUACUGCUUCAUGAACACCAACUCAAGGUAUAAUAAGUGCUCUGUUUCAGAAGAAGACUUUCCUGAAGAGUCUCAGCUUCAUCAAAGUGGAUUUAAGAUUGUGUAUUCACAGCUCCCUCUUGGAAGCCUAGUUUUGGUAAAAUUACAGAAUUGGCCAAGUUGGCCAGGGAUACUUUGCCCUGAUCCUUUUAAAGAGAAAUAUGUGUCCUAUGACCUGGAUGGAGAUGUUGAACAAUAUCACAUAGAAUUCCUGGGUGAUCCCCAUUCAAGAUCAUGGAUAAAUGCAACAUUUGUUGGACAUUAUAGUAUCACAUUAAAGCCAGGAAACUGUAAGAAUAAAAAGAAGUGGUAUAAAAGUGCACUACAAGAAGCAUACCUCCUCUAUGGAUAUUCUCGUGAGCAAAGACUGGAAAUGUGCUACUUAUCAAAACAGGACAAAUCCAAAGCAGAUGGCAAAGUUGCAGUGGUGGCCAAGAAAAGGAUGCAAGUUUCUAAAAAUAAUGCUGGAAAGAAAAAGCCCAAAUUUAGAAAAAUGAAAAGGAAAACUAUUUUAAAAUCCUCUUUUGAAAAUGUUUGUUCAGACGAUGCCUUAUCAAAGGAAAAUAUGGUUGUCUCUGAGACAGAAAUUUUGCUAAAAGAGCUGGAGCAGAUGCUACAGCAAGCACUAGAGCCCAUGGCAACCCCCGAUGAGUCUGAAGAGGAGCAUGGAGAGACUGCACAUACAGGAGAAAAGUUAUCUAAAUGCAGCCCUGAAGCUCCUGCGGGCAGUUCACUUGAAAACCACUAUGAAGAAGAUUAUCUUGUAAUUGAUGGGCUAAAAUUAAAAGCUGAAGAAUGCAUUGAAAAUAUAACUAACAAGUUUAAAGAAAUAGAUGCUUUGAUGUCUGAAUUUUAGGUUAUGGGUAUUUUCAAAAGUUAAUGAUAAAAACGUUUAUAUUUUUAUGUUUUCCCAGUCAGAACUUAGAAAUGUUUAGUGAAAUAGUUACAUGUUAUAUCAAAGUUGAUAUUUGUGAUAACUUUCUACUUUAUAUAUUAGGAAAAUCCAUUAUUUUGAGAGUCAAUCAAAUGGUAUUUAAGUUAGUGUUAUAUGUUUAGAAUUUAAGAAACCCUGGUAUUUGUAUUUGUAGAUUUUUUUUCUUGUUUGCCUUAAUUUUAAAAUGGUUUAUGAAGCCUACUGCAAAAAUACAUGCUUUACAAUGAUUAUUUAGACUUUUUAUUCAGAUGUGGCUAAGUGUUGAAAUGACUGCUAAUGCUACUAUAAUUCUUACAGAUAAUUCAAAUCUAAUAUAUUUAGAGAAUAUGUAUUUGCAGUAGAAUUAAGCUACUGUAAAUUAAAAGGACAUAAUAAAAAAUGGUUGUAUAAGAGGUUGGAGCUUUUCUUAGAAAGCAAAACCGUCAAUUGCCUUAUUUAUUGGAAACAAUCAUUUCAAUCACAGUUCCCAACUGAUUCACAAAAUCUGUGGAGGGGGAAGAUCAGAAUCCUGGAUCCUUCCCCACUGAAUAAGUUCAUCUUAAGGUAAGGAUGGGAAAAUAUAAUUCAAAAUAUCAAGUGAUAAGUUAAACAUAUCCACCAUAUAAAAAUCUAUACAAUGAAGAAAAGAGUCCCUCCCGAAAUGCCAUUCCCCACCUCUUUUUAAAAAAUUUAUGGCUGCACCCAUGGCAUAUGGAAUUUCCUGGGCCAGGAAUUGCAUCUGAGCCAUAGGUAUGAGCUGAGUUGCAGCUGUGACAACACCAGAUCCUUUAACCCACUGUGCUGGGGCCAGGAAUCAAACCUUCACCUUCACAGCAACCCAAGCAGCUGAAGUCAGGUUCUUAACCCACUGCGCCACAGUGGAAACUCCAAUGCCACUCCCUUAACUCUCACCUGAAGCCCCAUUCCCUAAGAGUUCCCAUACAUAGUCCUAGAUUCUGUUCUGUCCUUAUAAGAAGAUGUGUAUGCACAUCCAUCUCCAGUUUUGGCUCUAACUCCCUCUCUAUACCUCUCUCUACCAGAGGAGAGGGAAAGGGCAUUCCACAUAAAAACAAAAACCAAGCUUGAAAAGAGAAGAGGUCAGCUGGGCCCUGGCCUUGAUUGAAAUAGCUGGAGUGGCAUUUUAUGGGGGAAGGUGAGGAGGCCUGUGUGCACAAGGCUCGGGGACCAGGAAGGAGGUUCAGACAUUCAAGCAAGCUCACGCCAGCAGCGUGGGGAAUGGAGUGAGAGGGAGGGACUCUGGAGUCAGGGCACCAGUUGGUUGGUAUACUACUUGGUAAUUCAGUUGUGAGAUCAUUAGCCUGAAUAUGGUAAUGCCAUGAUGGAGAGAAACAGAUAAAGCUAAAUUAGCAUGAGUGGAUUAUCAGGAUUUGGGAUUGUGUUUAGGGAUGAGACAGGGAGUCAGAGACACCUCCAGGUUUCUGGUGGUCACAGUGCUGUUCACUGAUGUAGGAAUACAUGCAGAUUAGAAAUGGAAGACAGGAGUUCCCAUUGUGGCUCAGUGGUUAACGAAUCUGACUAGGA
Messenger RNA from Sus scrofa (pig), 2759 nucleotides. NCBI's taxonomy places the organism in Eukaryota, Metazoa, Chordata, Mammalia, Artiodactyla, Suidae. The record is from RefSeq and is a predicted model, not a curated record.